Molecule: messenger RNA, 1050 nt
Organism: Scylla paramamosain (green mud crab)
Lineage: Eukaryota; Metazoa; Arthropoda; Malacostraca; Decapoda; Portunidae
Product: ionotropic receptor 93a-like
Exons: 5
Coding region: 1-1050 (349 amino acids)
Cellular component (GO): membrane
Molecular function (GO): ligand-gated monoatomic ion channel activity
Source: RefSeq, a predicted model, not a curated record
AUGCAUCAGAGAGUGGCGGAGGCGUGGCGAGAGCGGCUCUGCACAGCGAUGUUUGAGAUGUUCCCUGGUGACCAAGGCACAAAUGUGACGCGUCGCCUUUCAUAUCUAGUGCCUCUGGUGCGGCAGGUGCGUCAGUCGUCAUCAUGCACGACAGUGGUAGUGGUGAGUCACGACCCGCUUUUCCUCGCCGCCUUCGCCGAGCAGUCGUUGAGAGGCCGCCUGCUGGGAUGGGCGACUAAGCUUGUUGUGGUGACGCGUUUGGCUCUCCCUCACCUUAAAGUCCUUCUGCCCGCUUAUUGGACAUUUUCCAUGAUGAACGCAGUUUUCCUUAAAAUUGACGAGGCAUCUUCCAGUUUCUACGGCGCCAGAGUCAAUGUGACUGCACGUCCUUACACGCCAUUCUGGGAGGAACGAGAAGGUCCCGAGAACACCACGCUUUACUCGGGCACCGACUACUACACCUUAACAGCCAUUGCCGCCGCUCUCAAUUUCACCUUCCACAGGUUACCCACUUCUUCCUGGGCCGAGGUCACUCGCCUGGUGGAGGAAAGAGUGUCUUUUAUGGCCUCUGUGAUAUACAUUCUCAUGCCAGACAGACUUGGUCGAUACGAUUUCUCAUUUGCCCAUGAAAUCAUGUCCACGGGCUUCAGCAUGGCGCCGCCCAUUCUGCAACCGCAAUGGCAGGCCCUUUACUACCCGCUGUCUGGCUGGGUGUGGGCCGGGAUGCUCAUCGCUCUCCUCGUCACUCCUGUUGCCUUCGUUUUGAUUUCCACACGAAUGGCUGGAGACAAAGAUGAAAAUCUGUUGUUGGGGACAGUGUUCCACUACAUGGUGGGGAUGCUGUUGGCUCAGAGCCUCUCCCACCACUUGUUUAAAACCUCUUCUAGGCGGAUUCUAGUGGCUGCCUGGCUCGUGUUCGCUAUCAUCCUUGGAUCUGCAUACAGCGGCAACCUGACCGCUACCCUCACCUUGCCCAAAUAUCCUCCUCGCCCAGAGACGCUGAAGCAGCUCGUGGAUGCUGCUGACAGGUGGUGUGCAUCUGGGUGUUAA